This is a messenger RNA of Durusdinium trenchii, 1587 nucleotides long. The record is from the annotation of a GenBank genome assembly. Lineage: Eukaryota; Dinophyceae; Suessiales; Symbiodiniaceae.
AUGGGCAGGUCUUGGCCGCCAUUUCGAUCGGUUCGCCGCUUCGCUGUUUUGGGCUGUGGCAAGAAGCUUUUUGUUCAGGCUCCUAGCGACUACUCGGAGGCACCACCCGUGGAUCCCUUUGCUCCUUGUGGUGCAGAUGCCUUGCUUGUGGAUGCAGAGGAUCCAGCGUAUCGUAGUCAGAUUGAUACUCUUCUGGAUGAGCUGCCGGGCAUGCUUUGCGCAGAGGACCUUGCUGAACAGGCAGCCGGUUGUGCUGCUCUCAAGGCUGCCACGGAGUUAGUUGGAAGUCGAGGUGGAGGACAUGUUGUCAUGUUUCAUGCCAGCUUGCCCAACUCCGGUAUUGGAGCUCUUCGCCACAGAGACGACAUCAAGCUAGCUUCCGAGCCUGAAGGUGGAGGUCUUUUCAAUGUGCAGCAGCCCACCUUCAUCGAGGAAAUUGGCAAUGAUUGCCUGGUUCGCGGGGUUGCAGUCAGCGUGUUUUGCGCUCCUGCCACAGGGAUCUACAUUGACAUGGCUAGUCUGAGUAGAAUUCCCAGGAGAACAGGUGGAGAAAUAUGUUUCUACCCUGGAUUUGAUCCGAGCCGCGAUGGCGAAAGGCUGCAUUACGAUUUGUCCAGGACUGUAGUGCAGUCAUCUGUGUACAGCGUCAUGUUCAAAUUGCGGGUGAGCAAGGGGCUUGCCGUUGACAGUAUGCAUGCCACCUGGGAUCCUGAGGUGAUUGAUCCAAGCACCUUUGCUGUCUCUAGAAUGUCAGUUGAUGCAACAGUGGACUUUACGUUGGUACAUGGAGAGAGGAUAGAAGGCCAGAAGCAGGCUUACAUGCAGGUUGCUUGCCUUUACACAAGCAAGAAGGGCAAGCGGUUGAUUCGUGUUCACACACUGCAACUUCCUGUGACCUCUUCUUUAAGCAACGUAUUCCGAUACACGGAGAUUGACACUGUCACCAAUUUGCUCUUGAAGCAGGCUGCAGAUUCCGCGCUAAGUGGGAAUGGCAGUUUCAAAGACAAGCUUACAAAGGCUUGUGUGGAUAUGUUGCAUGCCUACCGGGCCAAUUGUGCCUCAAUGACUUCGGCUGGACAGCUGAUCCUACCUGAGUCGCUCAAGCUACUGCCGUUGUACAUUGGGUCCAUUCGCAAGUUUCCAGCCUUCCGAGCAGGUUCUGAUAUCAAGGUGGAUGACCGGCUGCUUGGGCAAAGCAUCAUGAAAGUACUGGGUCUUGACCGGCACAAGGCUUUUCAGAGAGUCAGAGCAAAUGUGGACCAAGAGACGCUCUACCAAGUGCAGGAUAUCAAUGACCUUCUGUUGCGCGCGGGAUUUUACGUCAAGCCUGCUCCACAUCGUGCUCUAAAGGCGAAGGUUACAACAAUCUCGGAGAAUGGUGAUGUCAUGAAAGAGGGAGGUGCAUCCGUCACGUGCAUGGUGACUGGUACAAGUCUCAUGUCCAAAACCCAGCCUGAGCCGCGUCCUUUUGUGGAAGAUAUGCAGGAUGGCACUUACAAUAUUCAAUUCGUCUGCGCCACACCCGGCAGCUACGAGAUCAAUGCAUUGGUGGACGGAAACAAACUGCCAAUGUGCUCGAAGGCCUAG